CAAAACCCGCCCCUCCCUGCUCCCUCCUCCCUCCUCCCUGUGCGUGUGUGCCGAGCAGCGCAGCUUCUUUUUAACCCCUGCCAUCGUCCGCUGAACACCCUUCGCUUUUUAAUCUCUGACCAGCAGACCGGGGACUUUUAACUCUUACCUCUCUCUUUUUAACCGAAUUGCGUGUGCGCACUCGUGCUCUUUUCUUCGGUGCAUCGGCCAGAUGGAGGACUACCACAAACCGGACCAGCAGACGGUGCAGGCGCUCAGGAACAUCGCCACCCGACUCCGGGUCAACUCCAUCAAGGCGACCACUGCAGCGGGCAGCGGUCAUCCUACAUCAUGUUGCAGCGUGGCAGAGAUCAUGUCGGUGCUCUUUUUCCAUUCCAUGAAGUACCGACCUGAGGAUCCACGGAACCCCAACAAUGACCGAUUCAUUCUGUCCAAGGGUCAUGCUGCUCCUGUGCUUUACGCUGUCUGGGCAGAGACUGGCUACCUGAAGGAGAAUGAGCUUCUCAACCUCCGGAAGGUUGACUCCAUCCUGGAAGGCCACCCUGUGCCGAAGCAGCAGUUUGUGGAUGUGGCCACUGGAUCUCUGGGUCAGGGGCUGGGAGCCGCCUGCGGAAUGGCCUACACUGGAAAAUACUUUGACAAGGCCAGCUACCGGGUAUUCUGCCUACUGGGCGAUGGGGAGCUGUCCGAGGGAUCGGUGUGGGAGGCCAUGGCUUUUGCCUCCUACUACCAGCUGGACAACCUCGUGGCCAUCUUAGACAUCAACCGGUUGGGUCAGAGCGACCCAGCUCCACUGCAGCAUCAUGUGGAGAAGUACCAGCGACGCUGUGAGGCUUUUGGUUGGCACUCCAUCAUUGUGGAUGGUCACAGUGUGGAGGAACUUUGUAAGGUCCUGAGUCAACCCCGACACCAACCACUUGCCAUCAUUGCAAAGACCAUAAAGGGCAAGGGCAUCCCAGCGGCUGAAGAUAAGAUGGGCUGGCACGGCAAGCCUCUGCCCAAAGACAUGGCUGAAAGUGUGAUUAAAGAGCUGCAGAGCCGCCUCGUCAGCUGCAACAAACGUCUCUAUCCUGCUCCACCCAACGAGGACUCCUCCCCCGUGAGCCUGCGCAACAUCCGCAUGCCAAGUGCCCCCAGCUACAAACCUGGAGACAAGAUUGCCACGAGGAAGGCGUACGGGAUGGCUCUGGCCAAGCUGGGCCGUUACAACGAGCACGUGGUUGUUCUGGACGGCGACACCAAGAACUCCACCUUCGCUGAACUUUUUAAAAACGAGCACCCCAACCGCUACGUGGAGUGCUACAUCGCAGAGCAGAACAUGGUGAGCGUGGCGAUCGGUUGUGCUGUCCGAGACCGUAAUGUGGUGUUUGCCAGCACCUUCGCCACAUUUUUUACCCGAGCCUAUGACCAGCUCCGCAUGGCCGCCAUCUCUGAGAGCAACAUCAACCUCUGUGGCUCCCACUGUGGGGUCUCUAUUGGUGAGGAUGGACCAUCUCAGAUGGGCCUGGAAGACUUGGCCAUGUUCAGAGCCAUUCCCACCUCAACUGUCUUCUAUCCAAGUGACGGUGUCUCGACUGAGAAGGCUGUUGAGCUGGCAGCCAAUACAAAGGGGUUGUGUUUCAUCCGAACAAGCCGCCCAGAGAACAAUGUCAUCUACAACUGCAAUGAAGACUUUCAUGUUGGACAGGCUAAGGUGGUGUAUAAAACCAAUGACGACCACGUGACUGUGGUGGGAGCUGGAGUUACCCUUCAUGAGGCUUUGGCUGCCGCUGAACUGCUGAAGAAAGAGAGAGUUAACAUCCGUGUGAUUGACCCGUUUACCAUCAAACCUCUUGACUCCAAGACCAUUAUCGACAAUGCGAGGGCCACCAGAGGACGCAUCAUCACAGUGGAGGACCACUACUAUGAAGGUGGUCUCGGUGAGGCAGUGUGCUCAGCGGUGGUGAACGAGACCGGUUUCACCGUCCACCGCCUGGCGGUUUCUCAGGUGCCCCGCAGCGGUAAGCCCCAGGAGCUUCUCCGAAUCUUCGGGAUUGACCGCGAUGCCAUCGCCCAGUUGGUGCGCAAAGUGGUCAGCAGCUCCACCAACGCCAAGUAGGAAGGCCUCCGCACGGCCAGCGGCAGGAAGAAAACGGUAAACGCCUCUGUGGUCAAUGUGGGAUCACCAUGGAGACAACAAACAAUUGAAACCAACACAGUAGGAUGGGGGGGGGCUUUUCUCCCACUCAUGUUCUCCUCCUCGUAGAACAAUCGAAACCCUUGGUUAAGAAAAAAAAUAAUAAUAAAAAAAGAUUUUCCUUUAACUGUUAUCAAUGUGGUCUGACACUCCCACCCCAGAUUUUUGCCCCACCUGUUUUUGAGCCCAGUAAACACGCCUCCACCCCUUCACAUAUAUCCACACACCUCCAUCCUCUAUUUUCUUCCUACCUCUCAGAGAAAGUUCUGGUGCUGCUGUGGUGUUUCAGUGAAGCAGUGAAUGUGGUUUUGAGUCCAGCCUUUCUUUAUCACCUCUGUGGAACCCUCCUCACUUCUCGGGUUGGGCGUCUGCACCCAGUGUGACCGUGUAAAUCCACCCCACUAGAACCUGCAGGGUGUGGAGAAACUCUGGUUUGGUCUGUUUGAGCACUGACUGUUUUUAAACUCUUUUUGACUCUGACUUUGGUUGGGAUUACUUCACACAUAAUAAAGGGAUGGUUUCUUCACAGUUCAU
Menidia menidia (Atlantic silverside) is the source of this 2710-nucleotide messenger RNA. NCBI's taxonomy places the organism in Eukaryota, Metazoa, Chordata, Actinopteri, Atheriniformes, Atherinopsidae. The record is from the annotation of a GenBank genome assembly.